Molecule: messenger RNA, 5741 nt
Organism: Planococcus citri (citrus mealybug)
Lineage: Eukaryota; Metazoa; Arthropoda; Insecta; Hemiptera; Pseudococcidae
Product: transmembrane protein 135 homolog
Exons: 9
Coding region: 288-1508 (406 amino acids)
Source: RefSeq, a predicted model, not a curated record
GAAGCACCUUGACAAACGAUGUAAUUCACUCAAACAGUCAAUUCGCUGAACGAAUCGUAAAUUCGUAUAAAUUAGGUAUUUCAUUCAUUAGCAUAAUUCCUAUCAACCGUACUUAUUAUUGUUCGAGCAUCGAAUACUUACACACUGUUGAUUUCAAUACGUGAAUUAUUAUUCGUCCGUAUAGGUACAUUAAAAGUGUAAAAACCUAGUGGCAAAGUGUUCUCGACUGAAUAUUUCGUGAUAGUUUUUUAUCGUACCUACACUGUGAUUUUUGAGAAAACCCCGAAAUGAGAACCAUAACGCCGGAAAUCUUCAACAUAACGACCGAGGGGAAACCGUGUCGAGAAUUUAUCCAUCCUUGGAGUCCCACUUGCACCCAAGGAAUAGUUGAAAUGGUCCUGUCGGCGAUCAAAGGCUCCGGUAAAUUUUCCUUAGCUUUACACACUUUACAGUUACUCAGCAAAGGUAAAAAUCUCACCAAACAACACGUCAAAUAUGUCGCAGAAUCGGCCAUCAGAAUGACGCUGUUGGGACCAGGUAUCGGAUUAAUAUUCGUUGGUAUCAGCUGCUUACAAAUAAAGCUGUGUGGCGGAUACGUUUACCAAAUAUGCAUGUCUGUGCCCGGAUUUUUCUCCGGAGCAGCCAUAUUUCUGAUGCAGAAGGCCAAAAGACACUACGUAAUUUCAGCUUUCAGCAGUGGCGCUUUAGAAACAUUUUUAACCUGUUACACGCCUUUGAAUGCCGGUCGCCAAUGCUACUUGAAAACCCAAACGUUUUUCUUCAUGGUGGUCAACGGAGCUUUCCUAUACUUAAUGAAACUAUGGAAGACCAACAAAGCUGAUAAAAUUCUACCAGAGAUAUGGUUUUAUUCACCUUCUGCGGAGAUAUCUGCGAAGAAGACGACCGAAGAUAGACGCAAAUCGAUAAGCUAUCAUCCUUGUAAUCAUUUGAAUUCGUGUUUUAGAAGCAUCCUCAAGGAAACCUCCAACUACUUUUGGUUUGGUACGAUUUUGGAAGUGCUCAGAAUCACCGUAUCAAAUUUCCGAACCAUGAUUCGUAAUCCCAGGACGAUAAUUAAAUUCAUAUUCAAAAAAUCCACUCUGAAAUUAGCCGCAUUUGCUAGUCUAUACGUAUUCUUGUACAAAGUUACCAACUGUUUGCAGUGUCGUUUGUCUGGUAAAGACGAUGCCACCAAUGCCCUAGUUUCGGGUUUUGUAUCAGGUUUAUCGUACUACAUUCAUCCGAAUUUAUCCUUGGCUCUAACGGCGUUCACUAAUUUGAUUCAUAUAAGCUGGAAAUAUUUCAACGUGAACCGAUACUUUGGAGAAUUUUCCACUAGCGAAGUAACAUUCAUGUUCGUAGUCGGAUUCCUGUUCCACUAUCGUAUGCGUGUUCCGGAUCGUUGCUCCAGGUUUUUCAUAAAUAUAAUCUCUCUGGCGACCAGUGGACGCUCCGACGAGAUGUUCGAAGCAUUCCUUAAUUCCAUACCUACAACGAUGAUCAGUUAGAGGAGAAGAGUAGCCCAGCUCAUCGUGCCUUUUCACGGUCAUUUUUCCACAAUAGCACGUACAUUUCGACCACGUGACGUCCAAUUAAAAAACCUCGACGACUUUUCCUCUUCAGUUAUACAACCUAUACUACACCCAGUUGCCCAUGGAAAGAUAACAAUACAUUCGAUAUUUUCAUAAAAUUAUAUUCCAGUCUUCCGUCUCCCGAAUCAAGAAACUCGUACUAUAGGUAUAGUCAUAAGUGCCACAGAUUUCUUCGGUUGUUUGUGCUCGAAUCGACGAACACAAAGCGUGUUAAUAGUUCAACAGCCUUGUAUCGUUGUGUACCAGUACACUGCGAUGACUAACCAUAAGACCAGUAUAUUAAAAAAAAAAAAAUGUACAGUACGAUUAAUUUUCAUCUACACACGUUAACAUAUGUACAUAGGUGUGCGUAUUCGGAGAAGGGGUCCGGCGACAGCGUCAACGUCACCAGAGAUCGUCGUCUCUACUACAACAGUGUGCAUAUAAAUUGUAAGUCCACAGGCUCCUAGACUGGACCAGCUAUACGCACUGCUUCUGUUCUCUUUCUCUUUUCAGCAUUCAGCUCUUUAGUCUUUAGUGAUCUCUCUCUCUCUCUAUCUGUGUAUAGGUUAGGUAUAGGUUUAGGUUUCUUUCUACACACAUGUAUACGAUAGAGAUAGAGAAUAAUAGCAUAGUAUACGAGUACCCCACGUAUAUCUAUAUUGUGAUAACGCCAAAACGCUAUUAUUAUUAUAACCGCGAGUAUAUCUCCCGACCAUUACAGUUACACCUAUUUACCCCGUCGGAACCUGUAGUUUUUUGUUGCUGUUCUCCUCGUCAUCGUCGUCUUCGUAGUACUAGUACUCGUAUGUACUUCGUAGUGUAGCUUUGCUUUGUGUAUCGAAGAAAGAAAUACACGAGUACACAGAAAGAAAACAGCUGUGCUGUGCGGUGUUUUCGAAACGGCGUGAUCGUUCGCGAAAUUGUUUUUUCGAAUUACUCGUAUAUUGUUCGUAUUUCUGUUUCUGAUUUAGUAUUUCUCAAUAUUGGUAUUAUUUUCUAAAUCAUAUUUUUUACUAUUAAUAAAUCGGUAUUUAUGUGCGAUUACUGAGAGUAGAAUUUUUCGAAACUUUUACGCUAAGAUAUAGCCUACGAUAAAAAAAAUUGUGUAAAUUUAACGCCGAGUGUUCGUAAUCAGUUUGUAAAUAAAGGAGGUAUUUUUACGCGAAUGGAAUCUUUCUGCGAUGCUUCGAAUAUGAUAGAUGGUAAGGUUUUUUGAAAGUUUUUUGUCAAUUUAUAUUUAUUUAUGUACUUAGUACCUCUACCUACCUACGUGUACGUAGAUAAUGUUAAGAAAAAUGGAAUAUUACUAGUUGAAAUCACUCUAAUCUAAUUGUUUUGAAUUUUUUCAUUUUUUAAUACUUACACCAAAUAAAAAUAUUGAAAAUUGAAAUUAUAAAUUUUUCAAAUCUAUUGCCGAUUUCACAUCCGUUUCAAUCCGCAAUACGAGUUGCAAUUACCUAUAUUCCACUUUCAAACUUGAUCUGGAGUCAUGUAUGUCAUGCCGAUGCUGCUUAAAAAAACAUUUUAAACAAAAAUUAACUGGAAAUUGAGUAAUUUACUCGAGAAAGCCCCCAAAAAAGGACGAUAAAAUCCAUCGAAAGGUGUGAGGGUAUUGUUGAAGGGGGGGACCUCUCGAAAAUAAUGUUAGGGUGCGAACAAUAAAACACAUUAGGUAACAUAAAUCAGGUUUCAAUUUCCGACACAUCGUUCCCCUCGUGCUUAACUCGUCGCAAAAAACUCUCAACCAAAAUUAGCGAUGAGAAGGGAGGGGGAGGGGAGAGAAAAGCUCAGAGAACAUCCAGACGUCUUAUCUCAAAAAAAAAAAAAAAAUCAAACUAGGAGAGGGGCCUUAAAAGGCCAUGAAGACCCGUACAUUUGAACGAGGAUGAGAUUUUUGCCCUACUAGGUGCUUGACAAAAUUUCAAAAUGAAAAAGCAGGAUUUUUGCAGGACUCUUGGCAGGGCAUUUUUCAAACAUUUUACCAACUUCUUUACAGGAGGGCAAAAUUUCAAAAUGAAAAAAUUGAAUUCUCGCAGGAUUCUUGGCAGGGCAUUUUUCAAACAUUUUAUCAACUUCUUUACGUAAGGGGGGGGGGGGGGGUUCCAACAUUUUACACUCAAUUUUUCGUUUUUUUAAGAAAAGUUUUUGAAAAUUUCAAAGAUUUUAUCGAGACUGGGGGGGGGGGCUCACAAUAUCUUUAUCAUUUCAAUUUUUCAUUCGGAACAGGAGGAAGGGAAGAGUCAAAAUUUUACACCAAAAAUUUUCACUUUUUCGGCGAUUGAUAUGGGGUAUUUAAAUAUUUUUUGAGGUGAGGGGGGGGGGGUGUGAGGGAGAGAGUUAUCAAUAUUUUUGCCAUCUUAAUUUUUUGUUUUUCAAAUUUUUCAACUUAAUUCAAGCUCUUUACAUGAAAUUCUCAUCAUAAGUAGGUGGUACUUUUUUUAACGGAAUUGUUUUGAAAAAAAAGGCGAAUUAAUAAAAGAAGAGAAGCGAAUUUUUGUAUUUUUCCUUCUGUUACCUGAAAUCUAUUUUUACAUGAAAUUUUCCCAUCAGUCAGGAGGGAAAUACAACGAAUUUAGAGGGAGAUAAAUUGAAAAUUCAAAGUCUUAUUUCAAAAAAGCAGAAUACAUCAACCAAAAGCAGUACAAAACUAGGAUUAGUAGGAUUUGCAGGACUGUCAGACACCCUGAAAGGGCAUGAUCUGAAGACCCAAUAUAUAACCAAAAUUUCAGCGACCUAAAUUGAUUUUUUUGGCUUUUGGCAAAUUUUUCAAAAUCCAAAAAAUCGACGAUGAUUUUUGAAAAUUAAUGUUGUUUUUUUUGUUAAUGAGUUCUGACGUUGAUAUCGACUACUUCAGACCGAAUCUCACCAUUUCCAGCCAUUCUGAAACCUCCAGUGCAAUCUUGGAUUAAAUCGGUUUUGGCUCAUUUUCAACCUGUUCAAAGAGAUGUCCACAAUAAGGAGCGAUUUCCAGGGAGUACAAUUCGAGUAUUUUUAAUCCAAAAUUGCAGUUGAAAAAAAACUCGUUAAUUGGGUCGAAGAUGGGCCAAACUUUGAUUAUUAGCUACCUGAGUCAAUUUUCGCAUCUUCUGGAGAAAUUCAAAAAUUCUGGAAAAUUUGAAAAUCGCACCAAAGACUCCACGAUAAUUGAAAAUGGUGCGAUUCCGUUAGAAAAGAGAGUCGAUAUUAGAUUCAAACCUGAUUUUCGUAUUUUUACUGGAAAAUUGGUAGAUAAGUUUCAAACAAAAAAAUACACCUAUUUCUUGAAAAAUUGUUAAUUUUUGGAUUGCUGAAAAUCAAUUUGAGGUGCUGAAAUUUGAAGUCAUGAGAGUGUUGAGAUCCUGCUUUGAAAAUUAGAAAAUUGAAUAACUCACAAAAUUUUCGCGGUAAUCGUUUUCAAACUUUCAAAAUUCAAAUAGAACCUUUUCAACUUUUGUAUUUUUCAUAAAAAGUUGAGCUUUCAUUGCAGAAGUUCCUCUUACAUCUACUCUACUCUACUCUUAUUAAAAUUCUUCCAAUAGACUGGUUCCAGAAGUUCAACCAACAAUCUCGCUUUCGAUAAGACACUUCUUCAAAGUUCAGUCCCAUCCCCCUCCCCCUCUUCCCUCUCCAUCAAGUUGAAAAUAACGAAGAAAAUUAUGAAGGUUAUUCUAUUUGACAUUUGAAAAACGAAGAAAGCUUGUAAAAAAAUCAAAGUGAAAUCGCAGAACCUCACAAUAUUUUUGGAUCAAGCUGAUGUGAAAUAAAUUAAUGCUUCGUUUUGAAAAUAUCUCACCUAAUUUUGAUUAAAAAUAAAAAAUAAAAUCGUCUAGACGGCGUGUGACAAACUCACUAAAUUUUUAAGCAUUCCCAUUCGAAUGAGAAUUCCUUUUUUGGCUCAUCAAUAAUCGAGUUAGGGUGGCUCUUUCAUAGUCGUGGAAAAUUUGUUUGCAAUUUUUUACCACCAAUUCUCCAACCCUCCCCUCCACAAAUUACCGGUUUUUAUGAGAGGAGGGGGGGGGGGAACACCGUGAAAACUUGGAGCAUUCAACCAGAAGAAAAAUAAUCAAAAAAUGAAAAAAAAUCAAAUUCACUCAAAAGUUUCUCAUUUUUGCGCCAGAAUUCUUCCAAAUGAUCCCUCGAGUUUUUCAACAAAAAAAAAAAAAAAUUGUCGGCCCCUCAAACAAACUU